Molecule: messenger RNA, 1200 nt
Organism: Zingiber officinale
Lineage: Eukaryota; Viridiplantae; Streptophyta; Magnoliopsida; Zingiberales; Zingiberaceae
Exons: 5
Coding region: 271-1200 (309 amino acids)
Source: RefSeq, a predicted model, not a curated record
CGCCUUGUACUUAGAAGAUUAGGUAAGCGAGAGGUGGCGUGCGGAAUCUCCUCUUCCUCACUGUUACUGAGCCCUUCGCGCUUUCGCAUCCCCCUCUUUCCGAUUUCUCUUCUCCGUCGUAGCGAUUUAUCGACGAGAUCGAUGCGAGCAGGUACAGAGAAGGAUCUGGAAAGUGUGUUGAUGAAUCAAUGCAUUAUUUUUCUUCAUUUUUAGUUUAGCCACUGCGGAGCAGAUCUAGGAUAUCUUCGCUCUUGCCUAGAGUGUUAAUAAAUGCAGACUAACAAAGAGAUUCAGAUUGGCCUUGCUGAUCUGCAUGCUGACGAGCCUAUAUCGGGUAUACCAAUCAAGAAAAGGCUAUUUCAUAUGUCACAGUCUUCAUCUUCUACAUGCCAAAAUACGCCCACAGUGCCAAAAAAUUCAAGUGAGCAACCGAGGAAGCUCUUACUAAAAUCAGAAUGUUCUGUUUCAGAGAACUCUGCUGGUGUGAAACUAGACAGUAAUGUUAAUCAAAAAAUAGGGCUCAAGAAAGGCACCACUGGAAGUGGAGAAUCAAGUAUGCAUGACGAGCAGGAUGUAGACAUAAGGGCAUCAAUAGGCUUUGGUAUAGAGAAAGGGAAGAAUUCAUCAGUGGAAUUUGAAUCUGAGAUGCUCAAAGGUAAAGAAGCUGUUGGGAAGAUAAUUGCUUCAAGUGAUGUAUCUUCAUCUGAAGAAUUUGAAACGUCAGGUUUGUAUCUAUCAUCAUGUCAGGAUAUGCAAUGUAGCCUGAACUUGUCAAAGAAAGUGAUAAAUGAAACGUGUCCAUUGGAUCUCCCUGGGGCCAAUAAGCCGGAACAUCAUCAAACCAGUUACAACGAUUUGGAAUCACAAUGUGCUUCUAAUCUUUACUCGAGUAGAAAAAAGUGGGAUUUGAAUUUUCCAAUGGAAGUGUGGGAUACCAAUUUGAAUAAUUUAGCUAUUAAUCAUGGGAUGAACAAUGAGUUAAAGCUGAAGGACUUGCAUCAACCAAACGAUGACAAAAUUCCCAUCCAAAAUACUCAAGUGAUUGCAAACAAUUUUGGAUUACGAUUAUCAAUGGUUGAGUUGCAUCAACGCAACAUGAAGUUUACCAAUUUGGAAAUGCCUGUGGAUGGAGCUACAGACUAUGUAGAUGGUUUAGAUUUACAACUUCGGCUACCUAUUGUCAUUUAUCAUUUUAUUUGA